This is a messenger RNA of Microplitis mediator, 2353 nucleotides long. It is a transcript of the gene Zw10, whose product is annotated as centromere/kinetochore protein zw10 homolog. Lineage: Eukaryota; Metazoa; Arthropoda; Insecta; Hymenoptera; Braconidae. The coding region runs from base 116 to 2353 and encodes 745 amino acids. Gene Ontology annotation, cellular component: nucleus; chromosome, centromeric region; RZZ complex. Gene Ontology annotation, biological process: mitotic cell cycle; mitotic spindle assembly checkpoint signaling; endoplasmic reticulum to Golgi vesicle-mediated transport. The record is from RefSeq and is a predicted model, not a curated record. The transcript has 7 exons.
UUCCCGCUUCAUCAACGAAUAAACAAUGACGUCCUAACCUAAAAAAUUUAUGUACUCGUGUACAGAGUAAAUUUAGAUUGACAGCAGCAAUAUUUAUAUAUAUUUUUAAGUCAAGAUGAGUUCCCUGGUGAUGGAUGUCUUGCUGACAGAUUCAACAGGCAAGAUGAAUGCCGUUGAGCUGAAGAAAAAAGUAAAUGAUAUAGAAAAGGAAAUAGUUAAAUUAAAAAGUGACGUUAAAGAAUUUAUUGAAGAUAAUUACAUAAAUUUUUUACCUACACUGCAGAAUGAUUAUGUUUUGGUUGAAAAAAGUAGGAAACUUAUUGAGGAUAUGAAGAUGCUAAAGUCCAAAAUCGAUGAUCAGAUAAAAGUGGAGCUGUCUGGAUCAAUAAAAGAGUUGAAAAAUCUCUCCCAAGCUCUGAUUGCCUGUAACUCAAGUUUGUAUUUGUCGGCAAAGUUGCUUGAGCUCGAGCAGUUUACAAAGUCUGUUGACAAGUUGAGACAAAAUAAGGAUUACGUCGAAGCAGCUAAAGUUUUAAACAAGAUAAUUGUUUUGCUGAACGAUGACGAGUCUCAUGGUGAUUUACAGAUGCUCAAUAUUUACUCAGCACUUAAGGAAAACUAUCUGCUGACAUACAGAUCUCUUUUGACUGCCGUACUGAAAAUUUGGAGCGAGCACGUUAUUUGGACAGCCAGCAAUGAUGAUGAGACAUCCAAAGACUCAAAGACCAGUACCAGCAGCAGCAUAAGUUUGACAAUCGAUUGCGAUCCUCAGGAAAUAAGAAAUAUUAUCCAAGCUCUCCACUAUUUGUCAGAACUUCCUGCCUCUCUUGAGCACUUUGCUACAAAAUUAAUGAAGUUUAUCAUCAGCCCGAUUAUACGUUCCGAGUGCUCGGUCUUUGUUGACGAAGAAAAAGUAUUCAAUGUCGUGGUCUCGAGUGAAAAAAAAGAAUUGCCAACGUAUAAAUUUAUUUUGUAUAAUUUAAAAAUGCUGUUUCAAUUUAUUUACCAGCAUCUGAAUGUUGAUAUCGAUGGUAAAACAUUUAUAAACCGUCUCAGUGAACAUUUGUGGGCACAAUUGUCUGAUUAUUUAUUGAAUAAUUGUAUAAAUGACAUUAUCCCAAGUUCAAGUGUUGAACUGAGUAAUUUUAAGAGCGUGGAAGAAGAUAUUCAUGAAUUUGAAGAGUAUUUGGGAGAAAUAGGAUUUAUCAGCAAAGAUCAAUUGGUCAUUUCAAAUUAUAUUAAAGAUAUUGAUAAACUGUACAUUGAUAAAAUAUCACAAGAGUUUUUGGUGAAAGCAAGCCAGCUUGUAAAGAAAAAUUUACAUGAUUCAUUUAAAUAUGAGGACAAUUUUAGUGAAGAAGAAAAAUCAAAUGAUAAAUAUCAUGCUCACGUAAAUAAUUGUACACUUAUAAAUGCUAAAGUUGAGCGUAAUUUGAGUAAAAAUACAUUCCGGUUACCGUCCUGUCAAAUAAGUAACAGCGCCAAAGAGUUGAUGCUACUGGUCCGUGAUAUUCUUGAUGAAGCGGUACUCAAUUCUGAUAAUUCAACUGCUGCAGCUGCUAAAUUAUAUUACACUAGUCGUAAUGUUAUUGAGCAUUACGUUUGGACGGUGCCAGAGUAUCAUAAAAAAUUUUUGGAAACAAUUCCUCAACAAGUUGCGUUAUUUCACAACAACUGUAUGUAUCUUGCCCACAAUUUAAUGACCCUCGGGCAUGAGUACAGAGAAAAAUUACCAAAAUUACAGAAACACAAUAUUACAUACGUUGAUUUAUCAUUAAAAUUACGUAAUAUUGGCGCCCAAACAUUUUUGAAUCACGUUAAAUAUCAACGGACAAUUAUAACAGACAUAAUUAAAGAUUCAGGAUUGUCACAACUCGCUCAAAAUCAAUUGCCCUCGUCAUCGGGAGUCGAACGUGCACUGAGACAGUGCAUUAGACAAUUAGAGUUAUUGAAAACAGUUUGGUUUAAUGUAUUGCCGAUAAAUGUAUAUCACAAGACACUUGGCUGCAUAUUAAACUCAAUGAUCGAGGAUAUAAUAUUCAAAGUUACUAUAUUGGAAGAUAUAUCCGCUGACGCAGCUACUGAACUCGUAAAUCUCUUUAACAUGGUUGUCAAAAGAGCUCCGUUAAUAUUUUCGGAAGAAAAUUCGGUAAACCGUUACGUGAACAAGUGGCAAAAAAUGCUGGAACUUAUUAAAGUACUGGAGGCCUCGUUGAAGGACAUUGAGCAACGCUGGGCAGACGGCAAAGGUCCUCUAGCGCGGGAAUUUACCGCGAGUCAAGUAAAACAACUUGUAAGAGCGCUCUUUCAAAAUACCGAGCGCAGAUCUGCAUUGCUUGCUACUAUCAAAUAA